Messenger RNA from Panicum virgatum (switchgrass), 1583 nucleotides. RefSeq names its product protein LIFEGUARD 2-like. NCBI's taxonomy places the organism in Eukaryota, Viridiplantae, Streptophyta, Magnoliopsida, Poales, Poaceae. The coding region runs from base 69 to 989 and encodes 306 amino acids. The transcript is spliced from 2 exons. Gene Ontology annotation, cellular component: membrane. The record is from RefSeq and is a predicted model, not a curated record.
CAAAUGUACAGCUGGAAACCCGACAUUUUGACCGUACCAAGAAUAGAAGUCCUCCUGCAGUUCCCGCCAUGUUUCUCCACCACCCAAAGCUUCCGGCACGCCUAAACACCCCUCCCCAGCGCGGCCCACCCAUCAAUAAUCGACGAGCCGCCAGAACCGACCACCGGCUGGCCGUCUCUCCCCCUCUCCCUCCCUCCCUCGGGCACGCGGGAGACCACCGGCAGGCAACUAUCAUGGGCAAGCACGGCAAGUGCAGCCACGACGCCGAGGCGUGCUACCCGCCGGGCGCCGUCCCGGGCGGCGGCGGCAUGUACCCCUACAUGAUGGAGAGCCCGCAGAUGCGGUGGGCCUUCAUCCGCAAGGUGUACGUGAUCGUCACGCUGCAGCUGCUGCUGACGGUGGCCGUCGCUGCGGCCGUCAACCUCGUCGGCGCCGUCAGCGGCUUCUUCCGCUCCCGCACCCCGGCCGCGCUCAUCGCCUUCAUCGGCAUCAUCAUCGCCCCUAUCAUCGUGAUGAUCCCGAUGAUCUGCCUGCGUAAGCGGCACCCGAUCAACCUUGUGCUCCUGACGCUCUUCACCAUCUGCAUGAGCCUCGCCGUCGGGGUGGGCUGCCUCUUCGCGAAGGGGAUCAUCAUACUGGAGGCGGCAACGAUCACGCUGGUGGUGGUGGCCGGGCUGACCGCCUACACCUUCUGGGCGGCGAAGAAAGGCUACGAUUUCGAGUUCCUGGGGCCAUUCCUGGUGGCCGCCUGCCUCAUCUUGAUGGUCUUCGCGCUCGUGCGGAUGCUCUUCCCGAUGGGGAGGACGGGGACGAUGGUGUACGGAUGCAUCGCCGCGCUGGUGUUCUCUGGCUUCAUCAUCUACGACACCGACAACCUCAUCAAGCGCUACUCCUACGACGAGUACGUCGCUGCCGCCAUCGAGCUCUACCUCGACAUCAUCAACCUCUUCCAGGCCAUCCUCAGCGUGCUUGAAUCAAUCGACGGAUGAGCCAGCUGAGACGGCUGCCUGCUGCCAAUCUGAGCACACUAGAAUCAUAUUCGCAUCCACUGUAAGCUACCAGGGUGGGUUGCAAAUUUACAAGACGAUUUGUACUCCUUAGAUAGGGUCGAACAGCACUGCAGUGAUUGGACAUUACCAAGGAAAUAUUGCCAAUCCAAUUCGUUACUUCACAACAGCCGCGGAAAGAUCACCACGAGGCCAGCAACAGAGCCGUUUGUGACAAAUUGAGGCAACCAUGCAAUGCAUUCACCAGCUUCAGAAAUGUUUCACCACAAACCAAAUGGAAAAUGGAAAAUGCUUGCAAAUUUAGCGUGACCAACGAUCAAACAUUGCAUGUAUGGAGUAAUUUUGGUUCAUUCGUGAAAUGAAUUCAGAUUUCUUGGAGAGGGGAAUAUCGUUUCAUCUGACUGCGGCCACACCCAAGCCAAUACAUUGCAGGACUAAAAAGAUGCCAAGAGUCCAUAGCUUCGGCACCACCAGACCCACUCUUUGAGCUCCGCAUGUAUAAAUAGGCCAGGAUCAACUGGAAAUUGCUGAAUCCAACAGCUACCUGUUUCUAAUAUGCCAUACACUCCAACAGUC